GUUUUCCAAAACCUCUCUCUCACCACAACAAAGACAUUUUGCUUUUUUGCAACCUUUUUUUAACUCCAAAAUCAUUCUCUUGUAACUUCUCUUCAAACCUAAAAAACGUUCUUCCCUAAAGCAAAAACACACAUACACACACAUGGAUUCUCAGGACCACAACAAUGCACAACACUCACCAGGAGGAGGUAAGAGCCACGUCUGCAGUAAAUGUGGUUGGAAUUACCCAAAUCCACAUCCUAGUGCUAAAAACAGGCGUGCUCACAAGAAAAUAUGUGGAACCAUCAAAGGAUUCGAGAUCCUUGGUUCGGAUCAGAAUCUUGAUUUGCAUAAAGAAGAUUGUUUGGAUGAUGAACAAAAAACCCCAAGUCCAAGAGUUGUGGAUGAGAGAAUUGGGGAUGUAAGUGAAGAAGAUGUGUUUGCAGAUGCUGUUUGUGAAUUUUCUAGCAGCCUUGUGUCUGAUUCUAUCAAGGGAAAGGAGGAGACAGAAGCAAACGGUAUGGCAAAGAAUGCUACGGAUCUUGGUGAAACUCAGCAUUGCAACAAAAGCCCUGAAGUGGUUCAAGAGAGUUUGGAUGUUCUUCUACCUGUCCAAGUCCUUGAGAAUUUCCCAAGUCCAGUUGAAGCAGCAGCUACAUGUGGAGAAAGCUCAUCCGACUCCCUGAUUGAGCAAUCACGUGAAGCUCAGGCCAUUCAUGACGGUCGUAGUACCAUAUCAAAUGUUGGACUGGAGACAGAACGCAAAGGAAAUGCAGCGGAUGAAUCUGAAUCUAUGUUGGCAUCUGGAAUAGGAAAGAGAGUGGAUACUUCAUCAUGGAACGAUGAGUGA
Raphanus sativus (radish) is the source of this 829-nucleotide messenger RNA. RefSeq lists its product as uncharacterized. Lineage: Eukaryota; Viridiplantae; Streptophyta; Magnoliopsida; Brassicales; Brassicaceae. The record is from RefSeq and is a predicted model, not a curated record. The transcript has 4 exons. Bases 143 to 829 code for a protein of 228 amino acids.